AGCUGAUCGUCGUUCCAUAGCUAUAGUCGUACCUACAUCACACCACUAGCACUGAAAAUGGCAAAGGAUUCGCGUGUCCUAGUCUUGAGCCGGAGCACGGUGAAGGCGUCUGUUGCCCUUGCGGCCGCACCACGCGUCGUCGCCGUCUCCAACCUCGACCUGCUGCCUCAGAGCAUCCCCAACUCGCUCUUCUGCGCCUACCGUAGGCCCAACGCCGGCGGCGGCUUCCGAGACGUGGUCGCAGCCUUCGAGGCCAGCCUACCGUCGUUGCUCGACCACUUCCUCCCUCUGACCGGCCGCAUCGUCGCCGACCCGCGGUCAGGGCGCCCGGAGCUGCUGCACUGCGACAACCAGGGCGCGGAGCUCGUCCUCGGCGAGGUGGGCGUGGCUCUCGCGAGUCUCAACUAUGGCAACCUGGGCGCGUCGUUGGCUGAGAUCGGCGUCCCUGUCCAGUACGACGCCGCCGUCGCCCUCUCGGUGCAGCUGGUGUCGUUCGCCUGCGGCGGGUUCGCCGUGGCGUGGGCCAGCAACCACAUGCUCCUGGACGGGUACUCGCUGUGCAUGCUCGCCAACGCGUGGUCCGAGCUUGCGCGCUCCGGGUCCGUGUCGGCCGCGCCGAACCACGACCGCUCGGUGUUCCGCCCACGCGCCCCGCCGUCGUACAGCCCGUCGCUAGGCGAGGCGUUCACGGCGUUGAAGGAGGAGCACCUCGUCAACGCUCUCACAACCGAGAGCUCCUUCGUCCAGCGCACCUACUACGUGGAGGCGCGUGACCUCGAGAAGCUGCGCGCGCAGGCGAGCCGGAGCCGGGCGGACGGCGAGGCCACCCGCCUCGAGGCGCUGUCCGCGUACCUGUGGAAGGCCUUGGCCGCCGUCGUGGGCUCGUCCGACAAGAGCUGCCGCAUGGGCUGGUGGGUGGACGGGCGGCGCCGUCUCACCGCGCUGAGGUUCAAGGCGGUGAUGCGCAACUACGUCGGCAACGUCACGACGUUCGCGGUGGCCGAGGCGAGCGUGGAGGGCCUCCGCGGGCGGCCACUCCCGGACAUCGCGUCGGCGGUGCGCGAGUCGAUCAGGUCCAAGGCCACCGACGAGCACUUCCAGCAGCUCGUGGACUGGGUGGAGGAGCACAGGGCUGCCAAGUACGUCGAGACGGCCACCGUCGGGCUGGGCAGCCCGGUGCUGGCCGUGACAGCGUUCACGUCCUUCAGCUUCGACACCGACUUCGGCUUCGGGCGGGCCGCGCUGGUGCUGCCCACGUCCAAGGACGGUGCGAGACUGUGCGACGGCUUCGUGCAGAUCAUCGCGCGCCCAGGAGGCGGCGACUGGCUCCUCACAAUGUACGUGUGGCCCAGGCUGGCCGCCGCCCUCGACAAUGACGAGCGGCGCAUCUUCAAGCCUCUCACCGCUGACUAUAUCGGCCUCAAUCAGUAUAGCCGUCUCUGAAUCUGAUCGUCCAUGUAUGUAUGUCGUCGUUGUGUGUAGCUUCCCAGCUUGAUUUAUGUAUCUGGUCAUGAAGAAAAAGAUGUUUUACCCUGAUUGA
This is a messenger RNA of Aegilops tauschii subsp. strangulata, 1540 nucleotides long. RefSeq names its product coniferyl alcohol acyltransferase-like. NCBI's taxonomy places the organism in Eukaryota, Viridiplantae, Streptophyta, Magnoliopsida, Poales, Poaceae. The record is from RefSeq and is a predicted model, not a curated record. Gene Ontology annotation, molecular function: acyltransferase activity, transferring groups other than amino-acyl groups.